ACUCAAAUUGCGACGACGCAACAUGACAAGUGAGAAAUUGGACAAUAGCGGCAACGGUAGCCUAAAAGUGCCUGGCUUCAACAACAUUCCCAUUUACCACGAGCUAGAGCUCCAAAAGCGAUUCACCAACGGCAUUUGUGAAUGGGAACAAAAGUCCCGCUUGACGGCGCGAGAAAUCGCCAUGCUACGACUUAUGGAGAACAUCACGGAGAGUGAGCAUUGGCAGACGUCUCUUUUCGAUGACACAAUCUUAGACAACUGGCGCCCUGAGGCAUUGUCUUCCGGUUUCCUCAUGAGUCCCAUGGCAUGGGAAUGGUGCGUUUCCGAACUUCGCGACAAAGCCAAGCUUUUCCACCAAACUGGCCGAAUAAUUGUUCUCAAUGCCGGAUCUGCAGUUUGCAAGUCAGAUUCUGUCUUGGAGCCCGGACUGCAGAAGGAGCUGCAGCAAUCAAUGUCUGCGUCAUAUUUGCUGUCGACGGACUCGGACCCAGUGAAGGCACAGGUGCGGCACCGAAUCGACCCGUCUUUAUACGCUCUGGUCUAUGGUCGGUCGCACGUUCUCACGGACGGCGGACGAGUGGAAAUGGAAAAUCUAUGGGAGUCGUGGCCCAAAUGUCGCGUGGCUCCAGCUCCUAUCUAUCCCUCCGUGAGAAACAGAAACCGAGAGAUCCCUCAUGGAGGGGCAUACUGGAGGGUACAAUGCUGGUCUAAUCGGUUUCAAUGGCUCCCUUGUGAAGUUGAAUUUUGCAAAAGUACGGGCACAGAUGUGCGGAUCACAUCUUAUAUAAACAAUCUGCACCCUCAGAACGUCUCUGCGUACGCCGCGGUUGAAAAGCUCAUAUCAGCAGCAAUUGGUGCUUGGAACGACAUUCUUGUUGUGGGCGGGCAAGGCAGAUGGCCAAUGCGGCUCAGAACUUUUGAUUUCGAGGAAGAGAACGAUGAGCAACCCGACUGGCACAAGGAAAUUCAUGCCUAUACGGGACGUUUUCCGACGAAGGAAAAACAGCAAGAAUUAUGCGCAAAAGCCAAGGAGUAUCUGGCUCUUCCGGAAUAUGACCCCGAAUGUUGUGUCUGGUUAGAUGAAACCGGGAACCAAUCGGAUUUACUAGCAGAGAUGACUCCUGAAAAAUGGGAGGAUACCCUCGCCUUAGCAGAUGUCCUGCUGAAUAAGUACGGUCGACUCAAUUAUUUCCAUUACCCCGAUCCCGGGAUCUCUUUUUCCUACGAGGACUGGAAAACAGGAAACAACACCGGUAAAGCCGUCAUGGAUAAGGUCAACCUCUUCGAUCCAGAAUACCCACUACCUCCGGAUCCAGAUCAUCAGUACUAUGCAGUGGCGCUUGAGGAUCAGUUUCGCAAAGCGGGAUUGCAGGUCAUUGUCAGAGAAUCAAGCAUAGAACUCACACCCGAACAUCCAGAUUACGCUGGAGAUGACGAUUAUCGCAUUGAGGGGACACUCAACGAGCAUAUCGUCGCAGCGACCAGUUUCUAUUAUGACGUUGAGAAUGUAACCGAAGCACGAAUCAGUUUCCAACAAGAAGCUCCCAUGGAGGAACUCGAGUAUAACUUUGACAAAUACGUAAUCAUCGAGAAGGUCUGGGAUUUCCCAGGUAUGCGAUUAUUUGACAAGGACAAAUCGCCCGCAGCUCUUCAGGUCAUGGGAUCCGUCACCACGGCACAAGGACGGCUCCUUUCUUGGCCAAACACGUUACAAUACAGGAGAGAACCAUUUUCAAUCCGAGAUCGCUCCCGUCAUGGACACCAACGAGCCAUUACCAUUCUACUCGUGGACCCUAAUUACCGUAUUUGCUCGACCAGGAAUGUUCCCUCGCAGCAACUCGAAUGGUGGGCUGAAGCCGCUGUUCAGAGCGCAUGCCUGUAUCAAAAAUUACCAGCUGAGCUUGUUAGGAUGGUGAAAGACGAACUUGAAGGAUGGCCGAUGAGUCAAGAUGAGGCCGAGACGUACAAGAGGGAAUCCAAUGCUGAAAGAAGUUCGGUCAUGGAAAAUGUGUAUAAUGGAAUAGAAUCCUAUAAAUUCAUCGAAAGGUCACAUGAAUUAGCGGAUUAUAAUGAGUAAAGGUGAGGCUCAGGUACACAGGCAGACAUCCAAGGCUGAAAAAGGUGCGCUCAUGAAACAUGCUCGGCGAAGUACGAACCUACACAUUUAUCGACACGUCA
Molecule: messenger RNA, 2178 nt
Organism: Xylona heveae TC161
Lineage: Eukaryota; Fungi; Ascomycota; Xylonomycetes; Xylonales; Xylonaceae
Exons: 1
Coding region: 23-2077 (684 amino acids)
Source: RefSeq, a predicted model, not a curated record